AUGCAAAGCAAUUCUCUCGCCAACUGGGAUGGUAGUCUGACAAGAGCAAAACAACUCCAAGGACACGAGAAGACCACAACGAAGCGCGACGGUCCCAAUGGACUCAUUACAGACGGAGUUGGGGGUGGAGGCUCUGGAACGGUCUCCACUGGCAGUACAUUCGUGGGGUUGUCAUCUGGCCAUGAUUCAGGGAAACAAACAGGACAAUUUUUGCCUGUUCACGCGUCUAAAGAGACACAGAAGCCACAAGAAUCUUCCGCCAGAAAGCCAGAUCCCGCUAUGCAGCAGGGGUCCCAUAAUGAGGGAGCUGGGAGGCAGGCUGCGACCAGACCCAAUGUGGUGAAGGUUGUAAACGGCACACAGCUCCAGGUAGCAACUAUAACCUCAGACACAUCCUCGAUAUCAAGAGCGAAACAAGUAUCACAUAUAACCAAGAACACUUCUGCGUCCAAUACGAAACUUCACGGCCCUGUUCAACAUAUUUCCAGGCCCAGUCACGCUGCGCCCGAUCGAAACACCGCCCAAGUCAAGACUGCACUCGCUAGCACAAGCACGGCUCGUAUCAAGCCACGGCCACCGUCGUCUAACGCGACUUCCAGUUCCAAUGCGGGUCAGACGGCCUCAAGAAUCGCACCGAGGCCGUCGUUGGCGAAUGCGACUGCCAUGCCUGUUCACAAGGUGCCACAAGUUCAUAAACCCCCAGCCACGACUCCGUUGCCUAAAGCGAAACCGGCACAUCCUCCAACAGCAUCCGCAAAGGAUGCCACCGCGUCGACUAGUUUACAAAAACCCAGCGCAUUGGAAAGAAACUUCACGACUGCUUCAAGUUCCAAGUCAUCCCGGGCUCCUGCUGCAGAGGUUAUAUCAGUGCAUAGCUUCGAUGCGGAUGGGGAGUCGAUUCGUGACGAUAGCAGCGACAUUGUCGUUCUUGCUGGGCCCUCUCGUCCACCGGUCCCGCCCCAACGUCCUGUCGAAACUGUUGAUAACUUGUUCACGCCAUCACCCUCUCCCGACCGACCUCCACCAAGGAAGAAGCGGAAGAUCACGAUCUCACAUGUCGAGGUCCCUCGUCUGUCCGCUGCCCGGCGCAGUGUAUACAGGCCCAUCUCUUCUCUGAAGCUCAAGCGCAGACCUAAACCCCAAACUAGACCAGUAAACGGCGGGACGGUACAUAACGACUUGCGCGAGGCGCUCGCGAAUGCUUGGAGCUCCAACGAGAAGGACCCUUACCCUUAUCGGCUGCCGCAGUCAUCGACGUCUGUUUCGUCUGGCGUUAGUGAAGAGAUUCCUAUUGCAUCCACCUCCCUUCCCCGUGCACCAAAGAGAAAGCCAGGACGACCGCCAAAGCCGAAAGAGCCUUUACCUCAGGCAGACCAUUCGUAUCAUCAUCAUGCGCCGGGAUCAUCCAAGUAUAAGCUUCCUUCUCAACCCAGACCAAGCUCAAACGCAAAUGUUGUCUGGUCAAGCGCGUCUCAAACUGGCCAGUUCAGCAAACCUGGGCCCGCCACAAGCAGCGCCAAUGGACAUGCGCGGCCCCUUGCCCCUCCUCCGUUUGCUCCACGAAAAUCAUCCAGCCAGACUAAUGUCGCGACACCUUCAACCCAAUUGGACGAAUCUACGCCAGCCCCAGACAAUGCACAAAACCGGUCGCGGACAGUGAGGCGGGUUACGUGCAACUAUCUUGUCUCCCCCGAACCGCCCGUCUCUCCUCUCGCCGCCAUCCUCAACACGCGAAACUCAACAUCCAUCCCGCUGACUUUGGAAGGUGCCAUCAACAUGGUCAUUGCAGGAGACAAAGAUAUGGUUUAUCAUGAUAGACCAGGUCCACUGUUGGUCCCUCAAUUUCCAGACGAAGAAUCUGAGUUUACCGUGCACCAUAUACGAGAUGAGCCGAUGCAACGGCCUCAAAUCAAACUGCCGCCAGUCGAACCACCGGCACCGUCCACGUCUCCUCUGGUCGACUUGUCGGAACAGUACAGGCGACAGAAACUGGUGAAUCGAAGGAAGCGGAAGGCUGAGCAGCAGCGUCAGGCCCGAGAGGGUACAUCGUCGCAGCUGGUGGAUGAACGAUUUCAGAAUGCCACUUCGGAGGCGAGCUAUGCUGACGAGAGUAUUUAUUCCUCGCCGCCGCGGCCCUCGCUCAAAGCACUCGGAAAGCGCAAGGCUAUUGGUCCAACGACGCCUCAGCAACCACCGCCGACCCCUACCCACUCGCGUUCAAUGUUGCAGAUCAAUUCGACUGCUAUCAACGCCUUCCUCCACGAGACUAACGGGCUUUCUGAAACCCCGCAAAACACGGGUCCGUAUCGCAACGCUGCAGCGCCCGAAGUUCUACUCUCCUCCAUCAUCAGUCCUUCCGCGUUCGUGGACGAUAGUCCUCAACGACAACCGACGGUUGAUACCGCUUCAUUCUUCAACAUCAACGGCGACGCGCGACAACUUGAACCGUCCGUCUCGGUAUCGGUUUCGAGAGACGAGUCUCCUGCACGAACUCGUGAUCAAACAGCGCGCGCGACUUCGACGGCGUAUGAGAUCAAUUUUGAAGCUGCGACGUCGGUUUUGUCGUCUUAUGAGUCGUGGCAGAUGGAGAUGGACAUGGGUGGACAGGGGACGUACCAGUUGACCACGAUUAACCCGCUUUUGUUGGGUACUGCUGCUGGGACGGUUGUUGGGCUUGGAGGAGGGGAGGAUGGACAUGGGGGUCUUGAUGUCGUUGGUGGAGGGAUUGAUGUUGUGGGAGGAGUGGAGAUGGGGGUGGAUAUGUAUGAAGUGGAGAUGCGGGGAGAGCUGGCGGAUGAUCCGAUGGGUAUUAGGUCGUUUGAGCCUGCUCUUGAGGCUGAGAUGGUGGCUGAGAUGAUGGUGCCGUCGUCGCCUUCGUCUUCAUCGUCAUCGUCAUCUUCGUCGAGCUCGAGCUCGAGUUCGAGUGGGAGGAGGAGGAGGAGGAAGGAUGGAGAGGGCUCGACGACAAAGGAGGAAGAGGAGAGGCAAAAGCAACAAUCGCGUCAACCGGGGUCUCCUUCGCCGGAGCCUUACGAAUCGCCUAUCGAGAUUCCUUCGGAUUCAGACGAGAGUUGGAAUGGGGAUGGAUAUGUUCCUCGUGCCACGUCUGUUACUGGUCGGAAGGGGAAACGCACCACUCGUUCGCCGAGUCGGGCAGCGGCGGAUAAUACGUCCCGCGAGCAGCAAGAUCAGCCAGCCGCACCGAAGCGUGCACCAAUAAGGUCGCAGUGGGCUCGCGGUGGUCCGGCAGAGUACUGCCAUCAGUGCCGAACGAAGAGCGACAGGCUUAAGAUGAGGUGCACAACGUGCACCAAACUGUAUUGCAAUCGGUGUAUUGCCAACCGGUAUCCCGAGAUGACGUUUGGCCCCCAGUUCGAUGCGGAGAACCCGUGUCCUACCUGCGCGAACAAGUGCAAUUGCGACGUGUGCUGCCGGAAGAGGGGUGAUGUCUUCAUCAGUGCGAAGAAGCCCGGUACGGUAUCUGGGGCGCGAGCGGGGCCCCGAAGCAAGCAUCUCCCUUCGAGAGAGAAGAAGAAGGCCCGGGCUGUCUCGUCGUCGCAGGGCGUGUAUCCGGGUGCUCCAUCUUCGUCGCGAGCCACAAAACCUCCGCUGCCCGCUGUAGUAGCCUUCCCCAAACCCAACCAUAUGAUCUCUGGAAACGUCUCCUUCUGGGCUCCGAUAUACGGAUUCGACGGGAAACGACUGGCCAAUGGGUUCAUCGGCGAUGAAGACCAGCACGAUCCUUCAGCUAUCUUUGCGCAACGGGACGACUACAGCCUACCGCACCACGCGGGGGAAGGUUACCUCAAGCGCAGGAUAUUCGUUGGUGACUUGUGCAAGAGUUGGAAGAUGGGGAGGGGUGUGAAGGUUGUCGUUUUGGAUGCGGAUGAGGAUUCGUUGAGUAAUUUUCCGAGGCCGAAGACGAGGGAGAGUAGGGUUUAUGUUGGGAGGAGGGCGCCGCUGUAUUAUCGGGCGCCGCCGAAGUACCCGCACGUCGAGGAGGAGGAUGGGGUUGAGGUUGAGACUGUGGAUGUGGAUGUGCGAGAGGAGCCGGGUGGUCCGUCUCUCCCUGCAAUGGCAGGGGAGCCCAGUGGAACCGCGACGUCGGCGUCGGCGGGAACAGCGGUGGCGGUAGACCAGGACCAGGCGCGCACGACGGCUGAUGACGCGGACCAGUGGCAGUUACCUCCUUCCCCUCUUUCAUCUUUAACUGAUUUAGAGAGCGAUACUGAAGGUCGUGCAGUUGUGGGACUACAUGGACAAGGGAAUCGUCAUGAUCUUCCUCGCGAUCCUCUUCGUGAAAAACGCGAACCACCGCAGAGCGUAGAUGAUAUUCUGGCUUCAGGUGGGACUGUCAGCCUUAAUGAAGCGGAUGUUAUGCGGGCUGUUAGGUUGGCGCUGGGGAUGUUUGGCGGUGGCGGUGGAGGAGGCAAGGCAUGA
This is a messenger RNA of Coprinopsis cinerea okayama7#130, 4440 nucleotides long. RefSeq lists its product as hypothetical. Gene Ontology annotation, biological process: regulation of DNA-templated transcription. Lineage: Eukaryota; Fungi; Basidiomycota; Agaricomycetes; Agaricales; Psathyrellaceae. Gene Ontology annotation, cellular component: nucleus. The transcript has 9 exons. Bases 1 to 4440 code for a protein of 1479 amino acids. The record is from RefSeq and is a predicted model, not a curated record.